Messenger RNA from Solenopsis invicta (red fire ant), 1828 nucleotides. RefSeq lists its product as uncharacterized. The coding region runs from base 202 to 1215 and encodes 337 amino acids. NCBI's taxonomy places the organism in Eukaryota, Metazoa, Arthropoda, Insecta, Hymenoptera, Formicidae. The transcript has 2 exons. The record is from RefSeq and is a predicted model, not a curated record.
GCUCCCAUGUCUCAUCACGUUACGCGCGCCGACCGCGCGUGCGGCGACAUCUGUUGGUCGAGCGCUGCAAACUCGUGGACCCGCGGUCGUCGGUAAAGCAGCGUGGAGGCUCGGCUGGUCGUGACGGGUGACAGGGUGCGAUGGUGCGUGUGCAUCGUGCAUCGCAAUGGCCGUGAAGCGUCGGCUGUCGAGCUCGGAUUUAUGUUGUUGUUGUUGCUGUUGAAGCCGCCGGGUGCCAACAUGACAGGCAAGCAGUGUCAGCCGGAUGACAGCGAGAACAAUCAGUUGCGGAUAAAGCUGAUAGCGGACAAGCGCAGGGUCCUCGAGGAAAAAUCCGCACAGGUUGAGGCAGAAAUCAGGAGCUGUUUUGAAGACCUAACAAAGCUCCUGCAAUCCAGAGAGAAACAACUGCUGCGACAAGCAGAGGCCAUUCACAGACAGCAACUCUCUUUGAUAGAGACUUCAUUGGACUUCUUACCAGCAUCGGUAGUGGUUCUGAACAAUAGGAGUGAGCUAGAAGAACGGAUACGCCAGUUUGGAAAUAUUGAAACAUACGGAUCGAGCAGUAUUACAGUAAAGGAUGCGGAACCAUAUAAGGUAGUGGAUUAUCAAGAAGCUAAUAAGGACCAUGUUAGCUUCGACAAGUCGAUCACCAAAAAAUCAGACCAAAAAGCCAAAGAUCAUCUGAGCCUUCCACGUUGCAAGGAUUUUAUAUCUGACUACAGGACCGUGCGUAUCUCAAGCCUGCCUUCCACAUUCCUCGCCGAUAAUCAACCGCGAAAUGUAAAGGCCAAUGCGUUGAAAAUUUUCAAAGACACCCUAUCCAUAUCGGGAUGCUCGCCGCUUUUAAUCAUAAAACGUAAACUUGGCCUGACGCACGUGUCCUUAGAUGGGCUACAUGCAUUCGAUAAAGCAUAUUCGCGGAACGUACGGUCUUUCGGGAUAUCUUGUAAGACCGGGGAAUCCUGCGAACUAGAUACAUCGACAAACGAAACAACUGAAACUGAUUCGCGAGAAUUCGACAAGAAGAUUUUAGAUCAGAAUGAUUCCGAAUUAAUUAGAUAUCCAAAGGACCGUGAGAAAAGCUAUGAGCAUCCGGUACAGGUGCAGCAAUGGCUGCAACAGAUACUCGCGGAGACCGAGAUAGAGCCUGCGAUUCAUGAAAUCGGGCAAUUUUCAGAAAUAUCGAAGGCGAAGCUCUGUAACGAGCUGUAAUCCUAUUUGUCAAUCGAAUUAGACAUCCUUGCAUUGUGUUUCAAUUGGGGCCAAAGUUUCCAAAACGAUGGAAAGCAAACUGAAAAGGCUGAUUUACUUUAGAAUUGCCCGAUAUUCUUAAUUUAUACGAUCUCUUGUAAAGCAUAGAUCGAAAAGACAUCGUUAUGUUUGUAGCUUUUCCAUGAUCGUAGAGGAACGUAAGGAUACCAAAUUUGAGUGACAAAGAGAGAAGGAGGAGAAGAGAGAGAGAGUAAAAGAUUUAUUGUGUACAUCGAUAAACUUAGUACCUCUGCCACAGAUGCUUAAAUGUGGUAUUCCUUGUUUAUACAACGAAUACUUCGCCGUUCUCGAAAUCUCAAACAGAUUGAUUAGUGUUCUUUUGAAAAAUGUGUGCUUAAAUCCGAAUUACACAAUUAAUAAGACUGUUUUUUAUUCUACUAAAGUAUCGCGUAUUUAUUUUACCGUGUAUGUUUUAGUAGUAGUUUUCUGUAGAACUUGUGUUAUGCUUGUCGAUUAACGAAUCUUGACAGCAAAUAAAUAAUCUUAUUGCGCCUUUCUUCAAGUGAUAUCUUUUUUUAUCUUUUUUAUAAAUAAAAUUCACGAUUAUGUACGA